Messenger RNA from Dryobates pubescens (Downy woodpecker), 792 nucleotides. It is a transcript of the gene TMEM101, whose product is annotated as transmembrane protein 101. The transcript has 4 exons. NCBI's taxonomy places the organism in Eukaryota, Metazoa, Chordata, Aves, Piciformes, Picidae. Gene Ontology annotation, biological process: positive regulation of canonical NF-kappaB signal transduction. The record is from RefSeq and is a predicted model, not a curated record. Bases 16 to 789 code for a protein of 257 amino acids.
CGGGGCCUGGGGGCGAUGGCGGCGGCCCGCGGCUGGCGGCGGCGGGCGCUGCGGCUGCUGACGGCGGGCGGCGGGGUCCUGCUGACCCGCUUCCCCUUCUGGCACUGCUUCAGCGGCUUGCUGCUCUGCGCCGAGCGCGCCGACGGACGGCGGAAGCCUGACAUCCCCAUCCCCUACCUGUACGUGGACAUGGGGGUGGCCGUGCUGUGUGCCAGCUUCAUGUCCUUCGGGGUCAAGCGCCGCUGGUUCGCCCUGGGGGCUGCCCUCCAGCUGGCCGUGGCCACCUACGCCUCCCACGUGGGCGGCCACGUCCACUACGGCGACUGGCUGAAGGUGCGGAUGUACUCCAGGACCAUCGCCAUCAUCGGCGGCUUCCUCAUCCUGGCCAGCGGGGCCGGGGAGCUCUACCGCCAGAAGCCUCGCAGCCGCUCCCUGCAGUCCACGGGGCAGGUCUUCCUUGGCAUCUACCUCAUCUGCCAGGCUUACUCCCUGCAGCACAGCAAGGAGGACCGCCUGGCCUACCUGAACCACCUGCUGGGGGGGGAGCUGACGCUGCAGCUGCUCUUCAUCCUCUACGGGCUGCUGGCCCUGGCCUUCCUCUCGGGGUACUACGUGCGGGCGGCCGCGCAGGUGCUGGCCGUGGUGCUGCCGCCGGCCAUCCUCCUCAUCGACGGCAACCUGGGCUACUGGCACCAGGCGCGCCGCGUCGAGUUCUGGAACCAGAUGAAGCUCAUCGGCCAGAACGUCGGCAUCUUCGGGGCCGUGGUCAUCCUGGCCACCGACGGCUGAGCC